AUGGCCACGGCCCCAGCGGACCCCGCUGCCAGCCCCGGCCCCGGCCGCAGCCCCGUCCCGCCGCUGGACCUGCACGCCGUGCCCAUGGUCGCGCUCAACUACGGCGUCCGCCGCCGCCUCGGCCUCUACCUCAACCCGCGGGCGGCCGCGGCCGCGGACUGGACGGCGCUGGCGGAGGCGCUGGGAUGCAGCUUCCUGGAGAUCCGGCGGCUGGAGGGGCUGCCCGACCCCACGGCCUCGCUGCUGGAGGAAUGGCCCGGGCGCUGCCCCGGCGGGGCCACUGUGGGGCAGCUCCUCGAUGUGCUGCGCCGCUUGGGUCGCGACGAUGUCCUGACGGACCUGGCCGGCAGCGUGGAGGAGGACUGUAAGAAAUACUUGCAGAGGAAGCAGGAAGAGGCCAACCAGCCUCUCCAAGUGCCAGCAGUGGACAGCAGUGUGCCAAAGACAUCAGAAAUGAUGGGCAUCACCAUCAGGGAUGAUCCGUACGGGAGUGGAACAGAGAUAUUUGAUGCCUUCAUCUGCUACUGUCAGAAAGACCUCCAGUUUGUCCAGGAGAUGAUCAGGGAGCUGGAGCAAACACAGUUCAAACUGAAGCUCUGUGUAUUUGAUCGGGAUGUCUUGCCAGGAACCUGUGUGUGGUCCAUCAGUGGAGAACUUAUAGAGAGGAGGUGUCGGAGGAUGGUGGUUGUCGUUUCAGAUGACUACCUGGAAAGCGACGAAUGUGAUUUCCAGACCAAAUUUGCUCUUAGUCUUUCCCCAGGUGCUCGUCACAAACGGCUGAUUCCAGUCAAGUACAAAUCCAUGAAGAACGAGUUUCCAAGUAUCUUACGGUUCAUUACGAUUUGUGACUACACCAAUCCUUGCACCAAAAAAUGGUUCUGGACAAGACUGGCAAAAUCCCUCAUGCUGCCCUGAUGCAAAGUCCUCUGAGCUGGGUGCUCUUGUAACCUGUCCUGGCUGUGCCUUCGGACCAGGGGUCCUUGACACAGGGUCUUCCACCACUUCAGAACCUGGAUCCUUGCUUGGAGCCUGUGACUGGGAACAAAGAACUCUCUCCAGCACUUCUUCACAACUCUGAGGGGAAAUAAAGCAACUCUGUGGGUGUUCCAGGUUAAGUUAGUGAGCAGCAGCAUCCAGCAUUUGUGGAGUAAGCACGUGUGCUAAAAAUACUGAAAAUACACAUUUAAAGAGUGUCUGAUACAAGAAGAUUCUGUUGUAAGAAUUAACGAGACCUCAGAGCCUCAAACUGCAGGUUUUGUCAAUGUUUUAAAAGCUACAGUAACAUCAAGGCUUGUGGGAAUUCUACCGUAUUGGAUAGGUCUAUCUCUAUUCAGGUCCCAUUUGAUUCAGUGACCUUAUACUAGCAUUUAAUAUUCCCAGAUAUUACUAAAUUUUUACUUCUCCUUCAGGAGAAAUUCAGUCUUAAAAUACAUCUUUUCAGUGACAGUCCUUAACUACACAAAGCAGGGGCUGCUGUUGCUCAUUGACUUGACCAAGGUCUGCAUCUAAGUGGGUCCAGAUCUCAAAGUCUUUCACCUUUAAAAGCCUUCCAAAACACAGCAGCUUUUGGGAUGCCUCAAAGGCACAGGGCUAAACACUGAAUAAGGAAUGUAUUAAAUUGACAUUUGGGCUGUUUAAAAUAUGGAGGUGAAUGUAAUAUUAAUAGGAAAGAGCCUAAUUUAAUUAACUGCCACAAUAAUGACCGUAUUUCUGUGACUAAAGCUCGGAGCAAUGUCAAGAUUGCUCUGCUUGUUGGACUUGGCUUUGAAUCCCGCCCGUGACUAGUGGAUCUCAUCAGUGCUCCAGGGUGGAGAUCAAGAGUUCUACCCAAAGGAAUGUUUAAAGCAAUUCAUUGGUGUAUUAAACAGAUUUACAGUAAAUAUUGACUUUUUAAAUUGGGGAAGAGAGGAAUCUUGCUUAUGUAUCUGCUUGAACUUUGCCCCUUUGUUCAUUACUUCAGCCACCGACUCAUGUUGAUUUUACAGCUUAAUGUUUUACUAGUUUACAUUUUUAAGGUUGCAUCUGGAUGUGAUUUUAUUUUUUCAAUUUUAGCUUUGUUUUAAAGCAUUACCAGGGCUGUGACAGAAAUGUGCUCCUGCCCCCUCCUUCACACUCCCUGUCAGUGAAUGAUCCCUUACCAGGGAGGGAUGCUGCCAGAUCCUGUCCAGGUGCUGCUGCUGGUUCCUCCGGGCUGACAGAAGCAGCCCUUGACCUGAACGUGGUGAAGCUCAUUCAUGCACAUCAUGUUGGCAGCAGGAACCAUUUUUGGAUAGACCUGGGAGCUGGGUGUUUCUUCUACGAAAGAAACUGCUGCCAUGGUGCCAAGGUGACAUUUGCACCUUUCUGUGUUGCUAGAACAAGUGAGAAGUCUGUGGGCAAGGGAGGAGGAAAGUUAAGUUGAUGAGGGGUUUCUGAAUAGUUUGUCUUUGUGUCCUAUUGCCCUGGGGCCUCUCCUGCAGAAGUGGAGACAGCUGCUUGCCUCGGGCUUUCUGCAUAAUGGUUAAAUGUUAAUUAUAGGAGAGCUUCAGGAGGCUGCUUGAUCCCCAGGCACUCCGGGGGCACAAUGAAUUCUCAUACUCUGGAGAGUCUGUAAACAUAAUUAUGGGUCAUUACUCGCAGGACCGAACCGGAUUCCUCCUGCCUGGAGAUCUGGAAGGGCUCUGCUGGCUCGUUCUGGGGAGCUGAGGCAGAGGAGCCUGUGCUCUGGACGCUAGAGGGAGGCCAUGGCCCACGCUGGCACCCUGCGAGGGAAUCGGGUGGGAUGGGGAGACACGGCCGGGAUGGGCCAGCAGGGCACUGACCGCUGCCUGGCAUGGAAAAAACACAAGUGGGUUCUCCUCCUCUUCCCCUUCCUCCCUCUUCUGAGCAAGGUAUACCAAAACCAGCAAGAAUUUUGGCAGCUUGAACCUCUUGCAAUGUGUUCUGAGUCCUGACGGUUUGGGACUUGGCAUGUUCCAUAUGAGGGGAAAAUAACAGUAGGAAAAAUGAUGAUGUUUGUAAUAGAUGAUUUGGUGAUUUCCCAACAGGGAAAGUGCUGGUUCUGGAAGGGAAAGCAAACAGAGGAGCUGAAUUUCUAAAUUUUUUGAGUUGCAAUAGAUAAAAGCCAUAUUCCAGUUAGUGGUGAAAGAUAUUGGAAUUGUUAUUACCCUGGUUGUGGUGCCCUGGCCCUUUCUCUCUGCUUGGCUUGGAUGCUGAGAGAAAGGGCCUCUAAAAUAAUUAUUUUGGGGUAAAGUGAGGUAAAUGCCCUAAAACAUAAAAUAUGCUUUAAAUAUGUAUCCUCUUUUAUGUAAACCCCAGAGUUUAUGCACUUUUACACUUUUAUAUCAGCCUUGUCACAAUAACUUCAAGUGUGACAUUGUGAAUUAUACAAAAUGUGGUUGUGAACCAUUUGCCCAUUUCAGUAGCAUUUGGGGUUUCCUCCCCUCUUUCAUGCCCAGUGGAAGGUCAAAAUUUUUGAACACCUUUAAAAAAGGGAUUUAUAAAAUUGUGAUGUCACAGUUUUUUUGCUAUUUUGUCUCUGUCCCUCUCUGAAAUUCUUUUUGUUGAAUCUGUUAGUCCCAAAACAUUUAUUUUUAUAUACAUACAUAUAUAUUUAUAAUAAUUUUGUGUCCUGAUACGAAGGGGGAAAGCAUCUGUCUUUAUAGGCAUUCUGAGAAUAGACAAUGUUCUUGUUUUUCUCCUCAAAAAUCCAAACUUUUGCUACUUGUGAAAACAUUUUAAAAUAAAUAAUGAAAACCCAGCAGGCUGAAUCUGCUUUGUGGGCAUCGAAGAACAAAACUGUGU
Pseudopodoces humilis (Tibetan ground-tit) is the source of this 3783-nucleotide messenger RNA. It is a transcript of the gene MYD88, whose product is annotated as MYD88 innate immune signal transduction adaptor. Gene Ontology annotation, biological process: innate immune response; positive regulation of canonical NF-kappaB signal transduction; Toll signaling pathway. NCBI's taxonomy places the organism in Eukaryota, Metazoa, Chordata, Aves, Passeriformes, Paridae. Gene Ontology annotation, cellular component: plasma membrane. Gene Ontology annotation, molecular function: TIR domain binding; Toll-like receptor binding. The record is from RefSeq and is a predicted model, not a curated record.